CGCGGUUUUUGAAAGAGUGGCUUCGAAGCGGCCACGACGCAUGCGCUCCGCCUCUUUUUUUUCCCCUCCCUCGGGCCCAAGCAGAGGUCAGAGGUCACGACGGUUGGCAAGAGCGGCGGAGCCAGAAGGGCCGAGAGGAAGAGGCGGUGGCUUGCGCUCGGAUCCAUGAUGGCGGCAGCUGAAGUUGAAGCGGCCUCCUGAGCUCAAAAGAAGCCCCCGACCAUGCACAGUUUGGCCACGGCUGCGCCGGUGCCAACGGCACUUGCACAGGUUGAUCGAGAGAAGAUUUACCAGUGGAUUAAUGAACUAUCCAGUCCUGAAACUCGUGAGAAUGCACUAUUGGAGCUGAGUAAAAAACGAGAGUCUGUCCCUGAUCUUGCCCCAAUGUUAUGGCAUUCAUUUGGCACAAUUGCAGCUCUGUUACAGGAAAUUGUAAAUAUCUACCCAUCUAUAAAUCCACCAACUUUGACAGCUCAUCAAUCCAACAGAGUAUGCAAUGCUCUGGCACUUUUGCAAUGUGUUGCAUCACAUCCAGAAACCAGGUCAGCUUUCCUUGCUGCACAUAUCCCUCUCUUCUUGUAUCCCUUCUUGCACACUGUCAGCAAGACUCGUCCCUUUGAAUAUCUGCGACUCACAAGUCUUGGAGUAAUUGGGGCUCUUGUGAAAACAGAUGAACAAGAAGUUAUCAAUUUCCUACUAACAACUGAAAUUAUCCCUUUGUGUUUGCGCAUCAUGGAGUCUGGCAGUGAGCUUUCCAAAACGGUUGCUACUUUUAUUUUACAGAAGAUCCUAUUAGAUGAUACGGGAUUGGCAUACAUCUGUCAGACUUAUGAGCGAUUUUCUCAUGUUGCAAUGAUACUGGGUAAAAUGGUCUUGCAACUUUCCAAGGAGCCUUCUGCCAGGCUGCUGAAACAUGUGGUCCGUUGCUACCUUCGCCUUUCCGAUAAUCCAAGGGCACGGGAAGCCCUCAGGCAGUGCCUUCCUGAUCAGCUGAAAGACACCACCUUUGCCCAAGUUCUGAAGGACGACACCACUACCAAGCGUUGGCUAGCCCAGCUGGUCAAGAAUCUCCAGGAAGGCCAAGUCACCGACCCCAGGGGUAUCCCCCUUCCUCCGCAGUGACAGCCAAGGAGGUGGCAAAACCCAGGAGGAAACAGCUCAGGUUUACAGAGAGCCAGGAACCAAUGACCUCUUCCAAAUCCUGUCAGGCAUGCGUGGACAGCUCACUAGACUGUCAGUAAUCACCUGGACUGCAGGCCCUUUCUAUAGCAACUUCUCACCAUGUCUUUGAGGAUUAUGACACCAGCAAACACAGUCGGGACAGACAAGCCUAUUUGAAGGUGUGGGCUUCAUUGCAAUGAUCAGUUGAACACUGAGCUGGGCACUGCACUGCCUGCCUGGUUCAGUCGAGCCGGCUUGGAAAGUGUUCCCCAGUUUUCUUGUGGUUCACUGUUUACAUGUAAGUUCAAUAAAUGUUGAUCUGGUCAUUUGACCCUCUUAGGAGUACCUUUGGAGCUGCAUCUAGCUGUAAACAGGGAGGCCUCUUUGUUUCUUCCUGCCUAAAAAUGGCAUUUUCAUAAGAGUCUCCUGAUUUGUUCUUUUUCAUAAGGUUGGUCAUCGUGACUGGGGUUCCUUAGACUUUUAUCUCUUGGGGAAACGGAGGAUUCAAUAACAUGUCCUCAGCUUCCUAAAGGAUUGUUCCUAGCACACCAGAAAGCAAUGGGUUUUUUUUUUCUAUCGUAUUAUUUUGGCCAUUAAUUAGAACAGUUUUAACUCUGUGACUGCAAUUGAAAUGGUGUCAAAUGUUCUGUGGAUCCACAUCUGCUAACUCUAUAGUCUGUGGGAUCCAUAAUACUACAAAAGGAGUAGUGUUCCUUUAACAUUCAGACACUAUUGGAAGGAAAAGACUGUAUGGCUGCUAUGGUCUUUUGUUACAGUUAAUGCCUCUGUUUAAUAUAGAAAUUAAUUCCAGGGUGAAUAAAUCAGACGGACCAAGAGCUACUUCCAAGCAUUUCAAUAAACAUUUGCAAGCAUUUCAGCCUUAUAGACAGAGCUGCAAAGUGCAAGGGCUCUCAUGCUCUUUUUCUUUACUUGCUGCCAAGCUAAGUGCACACAGGUGUUCACUUUGUGCCCCAGUUUGUAGGUGCCUCCCACAGCUGAGGAACCCAUUAAGCAGUCUGCAGAGGCAGCCUUUCCCCUGUUCUAAAUGGGAGUAGGAAACAACAACAAAAAAAGUGUGAAUUUAGAGAGAGGGAACCUUCCAGGCUCUUAAGUCAGUUGCACAGUACCUAUGAGCGGGUGGUGUGUACGCCUUUGACCUUAGCUAAUGCUGCUGCUUGGGUGGGAACCCAUUUUCCUUUUACCCAUUCCCAUUUUCUUUCUCCCUGCUUCCCCAAAUGGCUGGCCAGGCCAAGCCAAGAGUGUAAACACUUCUGUCUCUACAUAGGUUGCUUUUGCUCUUACAGCAGCUCCCUGUUUUACAACAGCCUUGAUUUUCAUCCCUGCCUUGAGUGGACUUUACCAACUGCUUCUGUUUUGUAACUUGAAUAAAAAAUAAGCCAAAUCAAA
This is a messenger RNA of Pantherophis guttatus, 2568 nucleotides long. RefSeq names its product CCR4-NOT transcription complex subunit 9 (gene CNOT9). Lineage: Eukaryota; Metazoa; Chordata; Lepidosauria; Squamata; Colubridae. Gene Ontology annotation, cellular component: CCR4-NOT complex. Gene Ontology annotation, biological process: mRNA catabolic process. The record is from RefSeq and is a predicted model, not a curated record.